This is a messenger RNA of Fomitiporia mediterranea MF3/22, 1418 nucleotides long. Its product is annotated as SGNH hydrolase. NCBI's taxonomy places the organism in Eukaryota, Fungi, Basidiomycota, Agaricomycetes, Hymenochaetales, Hymenochaetaceae. The transcript has 12 exons. The record is from RefSeq and is a predicted model, not a curated record. The coding region runs from base 315 to 1418 and encodes 367 amino acids.
CACAGAUUUUCUGCGUGCUGGAUCUUGAACCAGACUCUUCGUCAGCGCCACGAGUGCAGGUUUUGGUCUUCAGAGUCAGAUAUUGAUUGUUCUUUCCGUCGGCUCCGCUACGGGCAGAAUUGGACCGUGAGGCAGCAUCACGAGACUGCAUCUCGACCUACCUCCAGCUGUCUUUAGGAUUCUCGGGGAAAUCUCGGCUGCUCAGCAGACAUAAGGCGCUAAUUGCUACGAAUUCUUUAUAAGAAGCAUAAAUACUUUGCGAAGUUCUAGCAGAAGACAGCUUUCGUAGACUACCUGAUGUUAUACUCGACUUCAUGAUGCGCCUGGCGAAAGUCGUCUAUUCACUUGUCAGCUUUGUGCUCUAUGCUGCCCUUGCUCAGGAAAUGAUUCAGAACAAUCAUCCCUUGAUACAUUUUCAUGGAAGAUGGGAUGACAGUCCUGGAAGCUGGUGGGCAAGCACAGGCUUCAAGCUGAAUAUCGAGAAUCUAAAAUCAUUGACAUUGAAUUUGGGGCUUCAUACAACUUCCCCAUCUGCGCCGAUUGGCGUAUCGGUUGAUUAUGGACCGUUCUCGACAGUCAAUGUCUCUGCUGGGAGCAAUGUAAUUCCACUUGUUUCCUCAAUCACAGAAGGCAAGAGAAACACCGUUGUUCGUAUCAACUCGGAAGCAUGGCAGAAUAAUCGCCUCAAUCUCGAAUCAAUUGAAUUGAACUCGGACGCAAAAUUUUUACCAUACACACCUUCCAAGCUUACGUUCCAGUUCAUCGGUGAUUCCCUUUCAGCAGGUCAGUAUCUUCCGCAAGGCGUCGACCAAGCUUGGCCGUUCCUUGUCAGCGAGGCUUUCAAAGCCGAACAUGUCAUUAUUGCUCAGCCCGGGAUUGCUCUAACUGACAUACCAUCAUAUGGAAAUCCGCGUGGAAUGUCUGUACAAUUCUUCGACACUGAAGAUGCAGGUUAUAUCUAUUCUAUGGACCAUAACUACACAACGCCAUGGAAUUUCAGGUGCGAUCUACCGACUCCUGAUGUUGUAGUCAUCCACAUAGGUGCCAACGAUAAUGGACAAAAUGUGCCUGCCGAAACGUUCGUCCAGAACUAUUUGGACUUCCUUGCACAUUUGAGGAAAAUAUACAAGACUCAGCCGAUGCUUCUCUUCACUCCGUGGGGUUGGCCGCAACCUGAUGGAAGUAUCAGCUACUAUUACCAGGGGAAAUACGAAGAGAUCCUCUCCCGCUGGCAAAAGUCUGGAGGCCGAGAUACUUUCCUGGUGAAUGCUACAGGUUGGGUUUCGCUAGAAGAUGUCUUUCCUGACAACCUGCAUCCCACCGUCUCUGGUCAUCAGAAAAUAGCAGGACUCUUCGAAGAGUGGCUGAACAUUUUCGGCAUUCACCCGCAAGAGGAGUGGGAGACAUUGGUGCAUUGA